This is a messenger RNA of Cuscuta campestris, 1286 nucleotides long. Lineage: Eukaryota; Viridiplantae; Streptophyta; Magnoliopsida; Solanales; Convolvulaceae. The record is from the annotation of a GenBank genome assembly.
CCUAGGGAGUAUAUAUAUUCAAACAUUCAUGGGUGACAGGCAGACAUUUUUCUUCUUUUCGUUAAAAUAAAAUAAAACACCAUAAAGGUGCCAAAGAGAAAUAAUACAGGGGGGACAGGGCGAAACCAGCUCAAAACGCAGAAACUGAUCGCUCAUCGUCGUCGUCGUUGUGUAAUCUGAAAGAGAUAAUAAGAAAAUGGCAGAUGGUGAGGAUAUUCAGCCCCUUGUCUGUGACAAUGGGACAGGAAUGGUUAAGGCUGGAUUUGCCGGAGACGAUGCUCCCAGGGCUGUGUUCCCAAGCAUUGUUGGACGCCCUCGUCACACAGGAGUGAUGGUUGGUAUGGGACAGAAGGAUGCAUAUGUUGGUGAUGAAGCCCAAUCGAAAAGAGGUAUUUUGACUCUGAAGUACCCAAUUGAACAUGGAAUUGUCAGCAACUGGGAUGACAUGGAGAAAAUAUGGCAUCAUACCUUCUACAACGAACUCCGGGUGGCUCCAGAAGAGCACCCGGUGCUUCUCACAGAAGCUCCUCUUAACCCUAAGGCGAAUCGUGAGAAAAUGACACAGAUCAUGUUUGAGACCUUUAACACCCCUGCCAUGUAUGUUGCUAUUCAGGCAGUUCUUUCCCUUUAUGCUAGUGGCCGUACAACAGGAAUCGUACUGGACUCCGGAGAUGGAGUCAGCCACACAGUGCCUAUCUACGAAGGUUAUGCGCUUCCACAUGCAAUUCUACGUCUUGAUUUGGCUGGGCGUGACCUCACUGACCACUUGAUGAAGAUACUGACAGAGAGAGGGUACACUUUCACCACUUCUGCGGAGCGUGAAAUUGUGAGGGACGUGAAGGAGAAGCUAGCCUACAUUGCUUUGGAUUACGAACAAGAGCUAGAAACAUCAAAGACAAGCUCGGGUGUUGAAAAGACGUAUGAGCUGCCCGAUGGGCAGGUGAUCACCAUUGGGGCCGAGAGGUUCCGCUGCCCGGAGGUUCUGUUCCAGCCCUCCAUUAUUGGGAUGGAAGCUGCUGGCAUUCAUGAAACCACAUACAAUUCCAUCAUGAAGUGCGAUGUCGAUAUUAGAAAGGAUCUGUACGGAAAUAUCAUGUGGAUAGCAAAGGCGGAGUAUGAUGAGUCUGGGCCUUCAAUUGUUCACAGAAAAUGCUUCUAAACAACACAGUUUGCUCUUUUCCCCGUUCCCAUCCCCUUUCAAAGUUUUCAAUCAUAUUAAACUUCAUAUAUGCAUCAUGUACGAGAGUUGAAUUGUCCUCCAUUUAAAAUAAAAGUUUCAAUGGUUU